Messenger RNA from Sclerotinia borealis F-4128, 474 nucleotides. The record is from the annotation of a GenBank genome assembly. Lineage: Eukaryota; Fungi; Ascomycota; Leotiomycetes; Helotiales; Sclerotiniaceae.
AUGGGUUUUCUUCCAAUCGAUACUCGCGAGGCUUUGCAUUUGAAUGAUCUUCAUUCUCGAGCUACAUGUUACCGUCGAAACUAUGGUUACUACACAUGUAGAUCCGGAUGGUCUCGCUUUGGAAGAUGGAUUUUGGCCGGUGUACUGAUAUUAAUCGGUCUCGUAUUCCUCUUUGCGUUUAUGUGCAUAACCCGCAAACGUCGUCGCCGCAACCAAAUUAAAUCGAGCAAUCAACCCAUGGCCUACACACAACCCACCAACACCAAUACCAACACAUACGGUCAAGCACCUGUUUCCAAUACCUAUAAUCAGCAGCCUGCCCAAGACUACAAUUAUUCACAGCCUCAACAAUCUUAUGCUCCGCCUGCGGGGGCGCCACCUAUGUAUGGAGGUGGGGGUGCGCAUGUGGGUGCGAAUCAGGAUUAUUAUGGUACGAGUGGGGUGACGCAGCCGGCUAAUACUUAUGCUAAGUAA